Molecule: messenger RNA, 1089 nt
Organism: Capsella rubella
Lineage: Eukaryota; Viridiplantae; Streptophyta; Magnoliopsida; Brassicales; Brassicaceae
Product: RING-H2 finger protein ATL72
Exons: 1
Coding region: 333-884 (183 amino acids)
Biological process (GO): protein ubiquitination
Molecular function (GO): transferase activity
Source: RefSeq, a predicted model, not a curated record
CUGAAGAGAGUACUCGCCCAUAAAUCUAUUUAUGACUCCUUCAUUACAACCUGACAUAAAUAUUUCUGCCUCCCACUCAUCUUUACAAGUCACGAGGAAGAAACAACAACUCAGAAGCAUUUGAUUUCAGAUCCAAGAAGAAGAUCAUACAUAGCCUCGACAAUCGCAAAUAAAGAGUAAAGAGAAAAACUCGUUGUGGACAUGAUCAGGGAUAUUGAUUCCCUCUUCUCAGUCUCUUCCGUUAUCCGAUUUAUGCAGCAAGAAGAAUCUUGAAGGUGAAGUAAGUAAUCAAGCUUUCUUCUCUUCUCUGUUUCUCAAGCGUAACCUCAAAGAUGGGUCGGUUGCUACUUGAUCCGCAAGCAAACGCACCGGCGGAAUCAAUCCCUAAAACCAGAGGAGGCUUAAACGACACCUACUUCGACACUAACAUGGUCAUCAUUUUAGCUGCUUUGCUCUGUGCUUUAAUCUGUGCUCUAAGCCUCAACUCUGCCUUGCGAUGCAUGCUUCGCAUCACUCGGAGAUUCACUUCGGAUGAUCAAGUCGCAAACGCUUCAAACGCAAACGCAAAUGCAAAUUCAGGGCGUUUAGCGGCUACCACGGGGAUCAAGAAACAGGCGUUAGAGAAAAUCCCAGUGGGACUGUACGGAUCAGGGAACAUUGACAUGAAAGCUACGGAGUGUUUGAUAUGUCUAGGAGAUUUCGUGGAUGGAGAGAAAGUUAGGGUUUUGCCUAAAUGUAACCAUGGCUUCCACGUGAGGUGCAUCGAUACUUGGUUGGUCUCGCGUUCCUCUUGCCCUACUUGCAGACAAUCUCUACUCCUUGAGCAACCUUCGACGAUCGCUGCUUCUCGCCCGGAAGACGCCGUGGUAGUUUCCAUCAUAUAGCUAGGGACAUGCAUGAUAUGGUGAAUUGGUGAUUUCUUAACUAUAUGCGAUCUCUCGAGUGGGAUUAGUUUUUGUUGGUUGGUUACAUAAUUGUUUUUCGUGUGUGCAAACUAAUGUGGUUAAUUUACACAUAUUCUUGUUCUGGUGAAUUUAGUGUGAUGCGGUUUCUUGAAAUCAAUCAAGUCUUUACUAAUUUUUACGUUUU